CACGUGGUUCGUAAAGCACACUGCAGCUUCUUUUGUUCAAAUCAAUCAAACCGGAGACGGACAGAGCACCGAGUCAGGAAAUCCCCGAUCACAGCUGGAUUCAAGAUGCCGCGUAAGAAGGUGACCGACGUCUCGGGGAACGGCGGGGUGAAGAAGAAGAGGACCAGCGGCAAGCGGAAAGAGCGGGACUUCAGCAGCGACGACGAGUUCGACUUCGAGCAGGAGAACAACAAGAAGCCGGGGAAACCGGCGGCCAAGUCGGGCCUGCAGCCGGUCACGGUGGCCGACGACGUCAAGGAGAAGAUCAAACUGGAGUGCCCAAAGGUGAAAGGUCAACUGCUGGUGUUCGGAGCGACAAACUGGGAUUUGAUUGGAAGGAAGGAGGUGCCUAAACAGCAGGCUGCCUUCCGUAACCUGGGCCAGAACCUGUGGGGCCCCCACCGCUACGGGGGCCUGGGCGAGGUGCAGGUCAGCUGUGUGGUGUCGGGGCCCUGCGCCGCUCACAGCCUGCUGAUGACGGCUGAGGGCCGGCUGUGGAGCUGGGGUCGCAACGAGAAGGGCCAGCUGGGUCACGGGGACACCAGGCGCCUGGAGGCUCCCAAGCUGAUCGAGGCUCUGGCCGAACACGUGAUCGUCGCCGCCGCCUGCGGACGGAAUCACACCCUGGCGCUGACAGAGGACGGCACCGCCUACUCAUUUGGUGAAAACAAACUGGGCCAGCUGGGCCAGGGGACCCAGACCGACGCCGUCCUCAGUCCAGCACUGAUCUCCUACAACGGCCAGCCGCUGGUGAAGGUGGCCUGCGGCGCCGAGUUCAGCAUGGCGGUGGACUGCAAAGGGAACCUGUACUCGUUCGGCUGCCCGGAGUACGGCCAGCUGGGACACAACAGCGACGGGAAGUUCAUCGCCCGGGCGCAGCGCAUCGAGUUCGACUGCGAGCUGCUGCCCCGCCGCGUCGCCAUCUUCAUCGAGAAGUCCAAGGACGGCCAGGUCAUGCCCGUGCCCAACGUGGUGGUCCGAGACGUGGCCUGCGGGGCCAACCACACGCUGGUGCUGGACUCCCAGAAGCGUGUGUUCAGCUGGGGCUUCGGGGGCUACGGCCGCCUGGGCCACACGGAGCAGAAGGACGAGAUGGUUCCCCGGCUGGUCAAGCUGUUCGACUUCCCCGGACGCGGCGCCGCGCAGAUCUACACGGGAUACCAGUGCUCCUUCGCCGUCAGCGAGAUGGGGGGGCUGUUCUUCUGGGGGGUGACCAACACGUCCAGGGAGUCCACCAUGUACCCCAAAGCCGUGCAGGACCUGUGUGGCUGGAAGAUCCGGAGCCUGGCCUGCGGGAAGAGCAGCAUCAUCAUCGCUGCAGAUGAGAGUACGAUCAGCUGGGGCCCGUCGCCCACGUUUGGCGAGCUGGGAUACGGAGACAACAAGCCCAAGUCCUCCACCACGGCCCAGGAGGUCAAGACCCUGGACGGCGUCUACGUUGAGCAGGUGGUGAUGGGAUACUCUCACUCUCUGGUCAUUGCCAGACAGGACACUCAGCAGGAACAGGAGAGACUGAAAAAGCUGCCGGAGUACAAUCCCCGGACAAUCUGACGGGCUCCGCCCACGGCGACGCCUCCACCCGGAGCCCCGCCGCGCCCAGCGAGGCGCGGCGCCGGAGGGACGGCGGCGUUCAGGAGGAGACCCACGGAUCUCUCGUACCAGCAGACGGGCUGCUCGGCAGGAGGGAGGCGGGGCUCGGCUGACGUGGCGGUCCGGCACGUCCGGCCCAGCGGUGCUUCCUCCUCGAGCCCCUCCCCCCUUUCCAUUUUGUACUCCAGCCAAACGUCGAUGUCUUCAUGUCUCUCGUUCUCGUCUUUGUUGCAGUAUUGAGUCCAGUUGUCACGGUUACGGGUGCUACAGUGGCGGUCCUCGGUCUUUUCCUACUGAGGGCUUUGCAAAGACCAACACUCCAUUCCUGUGCCUUUUCUAUGUGUGUGUUCAGGAUAUGGGAGUCUCGUGUGUGUGUGUGUGUGUGUGGUGAGGAUGGGUGUAUGAAUGAAUGAGUGUGUGUGUGCGUGCGCAGCGGCCACAGACUACAAUCAGGAACAUGAUGCACCGUGCUCACUGUUACAUUCCUUCUCUUCUUGUGUGAGCGUCCAGGACGCUCGCCUCGGUCUGGGUUCCCAGGGUUCCCUGGGUUCCCUGGUCGGGUUCCGGCGCUCAGAGCGUCGGGAGCCACUUCGCUCACCUCUUUCCUCUGUCCUCAUUUCUGUCUUUGAAGUUUCUCUGGGUAACAUUUUGCUUUUUCAUUGAAAUGGUUAAAUAAAGAUUUGUGUAAAACUCA
Molecule: messenger RNA, 2323 nt
Organism: Salarias fasciatus (jewelled blenny)
Lineage: Eukaryota; Metazoa; Chordata; Actinopteri; Blenniiformes; Blenniidae
Gene: rcc2
Product: regulator of chromosome condensation 2
Exons: 13
Coding region: 106-1590 (494 amino acids)
Biological process (GO): negative regulation of GTPase activity
Cellular component (GO): membrane
Molecular function (GO): small GTPase binding
Source: RefSeq, a predicted model, not a curated record